AUGACAACACGCGCUGCACCGAAAGCAGCUCGUCCGACGCCUAAAUCAAGUUUAAAAGCUCCUGGCAAAGGUCAGGGAAAGGGUGAUAAACAAACUGCCAACGUCCUAGAAAUUGUACCUGGUAAAUUCAACGAAACAGAUUGGAUAUCAUUGAUAGAAACUGAUGAGACAGAAAAUUUCAUUGCUGACAUAUUCGACAACAUCUGGAAGGAUGUAUCCGACCAAAUUCAACAGAUCUAUCUACGUAGACAAUUAUUAUCAUUUACAUUAAUGAGAGCAGAAACCGCUUUGACAACUGUCGUCCAGUGGGCAUUUUUAGAAAGAGAUGAAUCACAACCAGCUAAUGGAAAUUUCUGGACCGACGAUGACGAGCCAAUACCAUGUUUAAUGGACAAUUGGGGCGAAGGCGUAGUUCCUGCAUGUCGUGAAGAACGUACUGAAGAAAUUGAUCUAUCAUCAAUAUGCACUCCUGAACGUUCGCCGUCAGCACCAUCGAAAAGUCAUCGAUCGAUUGAUAAUGAUCCGAUACAACGACCAUCGACAGGCUCAAGUCAUUCAGAUGUACCAAUCAAACAAGUUGAUCGUAUUUCUCAUUUCGAUACACAAAACAAAAUAGCACAAUCAACGGAGAUCGACGUAGGUGAGCGAGUAAGUAAACAACCAACCUACCGAUCUUCGCUGGAAAAGAAACCAUUGACGCAUGAUAUUCUUGUCAUUGAAACUCAACCACCCAAACUUGAACCGUUAGGAGAGUUAUUUCAACGAACAUCGACAGCAGUGACAGCGAAACAUCGUCGAGUGGUUGCUCCGAAAGGUUUGUCACAAUUUGGUUCGGACACGUUUCGAUCAUUAACAAAUGGAACUGAAUCGACAACGACGGUCACGAAGAGUAUACGAAAAGCGGAAUCGAAAAUAUUUGAUGAACAGCACAUCGAAGAAAUUAUUGCUAAAGCACCAGCUGCUUCUCAUUCAAUGCUCAAAAGUAUUCUAAGUCGACCGCCUGGUUAUCGAGAAUUGGAACUGAAUGAUGAUGGAAAUGUUGUAUCAAUGAUUAAAAUCGAUCCAGAUAAACUUGCUACGAAAAGUAUUCGUAUGUCGUGCGAUAUCGUUAAACCGCGAAAAUCGAAGAAUGAAUUACGGGCGGCGGGCAAGAAAUUGGAAACAAUGAAAUUAUCUCGUUCAGAUCCCAAGUUCGCUCCUGUGAAACUCGUACUACCCGAGCAAUCAACUGAAGUAGGUGAUCUUAUUCAUCCUGUACCUGGCGUUCUAUAUGAAGACUCACGAUUGAAAAAGGGAGAUCCAAAACGAUAUCAAACCGGUAUGGCACGAUACAUAAACUUUCACGAUGAAACUCGUUCGUUGAAACCGAUUGCUCAAAGCAGUGACUUUGCGAUACUGCGAACAGCGAAUGAUUUGUUGCGUUUAUCGAACAAUUUCAAUAGCGAAAGUGACGAUGAUGAUCACGAUCUCCAAAUUCCUAAAUUACAUCGUCUUCCACGAAUACCACCGAUAACGUCAGCAUCAACAACAUCUUCCACUUGA
This is a messenger RNA of Adineta ricciae, 1542 nucleotides long. The record is from the annotation of a GenBank genome assembly. NCBI's taxonomy places the organism in Eukaryota, Metazoa, Rotifera, Eurotatoria, Adinetida, Adinetidae.